Blumeria graminis f. sp. triticale is the source of this 960-nucleotide messenger RNA. The record is from the annotation of a GenBank genome assembly. Lineage: Eukaryota; Fungi; Ascomycota; Leotiomycetes; Helotiales; Erysiphaceae.
AUGGCGGAUCUAAAUGACAUAGAUCUCGAUUCCAUCAUUGAUAGGUUACUAGAGGUGCGCGGUAGCCGACCGGGCAAACAAGUCCAGCUUCUAGAAGCAGAAAUUCGCUUUCUUUGCACCAAAGCUCGAGAGAUUUUUAUCUCUCAACCAAUUUUAUUGGAGCUAGAGGCCCCCAUUAAGAUUUGUGGUGAUAUUCAUGGUCAAUAUUAUGACCUACUCCGGCUGUUCGAGUAUGGUGGCUUCCCUCCCGAGGCAAAUUAUCUUUUCCUUGGCGACUACGUUGAUAGAGGCAAGCAGUCUCUGGAAACCAUAUGUUUGCUCUUAGCAUAUAAGAUAAAGUAUCCAGAAAACUUCUUUAUUCUCCGCGGAAAUCACGAGUGCGCCUCCAUCAAUCGUAUUUAUGGGUUCUACGAUGAGUGUAAAAGAAGAUACAAUAUCAAGUUAUGGAAGACUUUUACAGAUUGCUUCAACUGCUUGCCCAUAGCAGCAAUUAUAGACGAAAAGAUAUUUACUAUGCAUGGUGGUCUUAGCCCGGAUCUUAAUUCUAUGGAACAAAUCCGUCGGAUUCCCGAUUGUGGUCUACUUUGUGAUCUUCUCUGGUCCGAUCCUGACAAAGAUAUCACAGGAUGGAGUGAAAAUGACCGUGGGGUCUCUUUUACCUUUGGCCCAGAUGUGGUCUCUAGAUUCUUACAAAAACACGAUAUGGAUCUGAUAUGCCGUGCUCAUCAGGUUGUCGAGGAUGGCUACGAAUUUUUCUCAAAACGCCAAUUAGUAACGCUUUUCAGCGCACCAAAUUACUGCGGAGAAUUUGAUAAUGCUGGAGCUAUGAUGAGCGUCGAUGAAAGCCUACUAUGUUCGUUUCAGAUUUUGAAGCCUGCGGAGAAAAAACAAAAAUAUGUUUACGGUGGCCUAGGUUCUAGCAGACCAGUUACUCCUCCGAGGAAGCAAAAUAAGAAAUAG